This is a messenger RNA of Sphenostylis stenocarpa, 960 nucleotides long. Lineage: Eukaryota; Viridiplantae; Streptophyta; Magnoliopsida; Fabales; Fabaceae. The record is from the annotation of a GenBank genome assembly.
AUGGGUCGUGGAAGGAUACCCAUGAAUCUCAUUGAGAAAGAAAAGACUCGGAAAACAACAUUUCAAAAGCGAAAAACCGGAUUAAUCAAGAAAGUUUAUGAGUUUUCCACCCUUUGUUCAGUUGAUGUUGGUGUAAUUAUCUUUGCCUCCAAGUAUCUUGAUGAACCUGAAACAUGGCCACAAGAUCCAAGAGAGGUUAACCGAAUUAUUCAAAAAUAUCUGAACACCACCAGUGAUAGGCGUCCAAAGGUGUAUGAUGUGGAAGAGUAUUUCAGUGAAAAAAUGAAAAGGAUUGAAGGUGAGAUUUCCAAAGUGCAGAAAGAGAAGAUCCAACUCAUGUACCCAACCUGGGAUGACUCUUACAACGUUCUUGAAGAGGAACAACUGAGGAUGUUUCUUAGUAUUUUGGACGCUAAGCUUAAUGCUUGUAACCAAAGGAUGAAUAUGUUGAAGCGAGAGUCAAAGGGAAAAACAAUAUCAGACAAAGAUGAUCUACUUGUUCCCUCAGUAGCCCCAAAUAGUCAUCACAAUUUUAUGCAGAAUGUGUCUCAAACACAAAUUUUCCCUCUUAAUGAUAAGAGUCAAGUUCCAUUUUAUCCAUGUCAUCCAAGCCAAAGUUCUCUUUCUUCUUUGUUUCAUUUUGGUCAAAAUUGUACGCAAUUGAUGGAAAAGAAUACAAUGGUGGAUUGGGGUCAUCAGGUUGGGGCUGCUACAAGUGAUCACAAACUGGUUAUACAACAGGAGGAUCGAUCCGACAAAAACCAAAACUCCUCACAUUGUUAUUACAAUGGAAAUAUGCAAACAACGCAGUCAUAUAACAAUGUUUCUUUUCAGUACGAUGCAGUUUUCCAGAACUUAUCAAAUCAAGCAGGAUCAUCACAAGGAUUUGAACCUAAUGGUUUUCAUGAUUCAACUAUGUUUCAACCUUAUUUUUUCAACUCUCUUCAUAGAAGAAAAUAG